AUGGUUGAUGUAGUCUUCACAGAUAUGCUGUGUCAUGUCAUGGAGGUAGUCUUUGAGAAUGAAGAUGUUGCAAAACUGUUGAACGAUUGGUUUGUUAGUAUUAAGGUGGAUCGGGAGGAACGACCGGAUGUUGACAAGGUGUAUAUGACGUAUGUACAAGCUCUGUAUGGUGGUGGAGGUUGGCCACUGUCUGUUUUUCUUUCACCAGAUUUGAAACCCUUGAUGGGCGGAACUUACUUUCCCCCAGAUGACAAGUACGGAAGACCAGGGUUCAAGACUAUACUUAGAAAGGUUAAAGAUGCUUGGGAUAAUAAGAGGGAUAUGCUUGUUAAGAGUGGUGAAUUUGCUAUCGAACAACUUUCAGAAGCACUGUCUGCUAAUGCAGGAUCAAAUAAAUUGGCAGAUGGACUUCCACAGAUUGCAUUGCACUUAUGUGCUGAACAACUUUCUCAUAGUUAUGAUUCAAAGCUUGGUGGCUUUGGAUCUGCUCCGAAGUUCCCAAGACCUGUUGAGAUUCAGUUGAUGCUUUAUUACUCAAAGAAAUUAAAGGAAACUGGCAAAAUAGGUGAAGCAAAUGAAGGUCAAAAAAUGGUUCUCUUCAGCUUACAAUGGAUGGCAAAGGGGGGUAUCCAUGAUCAUGUAGGAGGCGGUUUUCACAGGUACAGCGUGGAUGAGCAUUGGCAUGUUCCACAUUUUGAGAAGAUGUUGUACGAUCAAGGGCAACUUGCUAAUACUUAUUUGGAUGCUUUCUCCAUCACCAAAGAUGUUUUCUAUUCAUGGGUUUCGCGUGAUAUUCUUGAUUACUUGAGGAGGGACAUGAUAGGAUCAGAAGGUGAGAUAUUUUCAGCAGAGGAUGCUGAUAGUGCUGAGUAUGAAGGUGCUAAAAGGAAAAAGGAAGGAGCCUUCUAUAUAUGGUCCAGCAAAGAGGUUGAUGACAUCCUUGGGGAAUAUGCAGAUCUUUUUAAGGAACAUUAUUAUAUAAAACCAUCAGGGAACUGUGACCUUUCUAGGUUAAGUGAUCCCCACAAUGAAUUUAGGGGGAAGAAUGUCCUUAUUGAAAGAAAUGAUCCUGCUGCAUUGGCAUCAAAGUUUGGAAUGUCGAUUGAGCACUACUUUGAUAUUUUGGGUAAAUGCAGGCAAAAGCUUUUUGAUAUAAGGUCACGUCGACCCAGGCCACAUUUGGAUGAUAAGGUAAUUGUAUCCUGGAAUGGACUGGCAAUUUCAUCUUUUGCAAGAGCUUCUAAGAUUCUCAAGAGUGAAGCUAAGGACACCAGAUACCAUUUUCCUGUUGUUGGUUGUGAGCCCAAGGAGUAUAUGGAAGUUGCAGAGAAGGCAGCCUUGUUUAUCAGAAGGCAUCUUUAUGACGAAGAGUCGCACAAGCUACAACAUAGCUUCAGGAAUGGCCCAUCUAAAGCACCUGGAUUCUUGGAUGAUUAUGCUUUCUUAAUUUCAGCUUUGCUGGAUCUCUAUGAAUAUGGUGGUGGGAUCAAUUGGCUUGUCUGGGCAAAUGAAUUACAAGAGAGCCAGGAUGAGUUAUUUCUUGAUCAAGAAGGAGGUGCCUAUUUUAAUACUCCGGGGGAAGACCCUUCAGUCCUCCUCCGUGUAAAAGAAGAUCAUGAUGGGGCAGAGCCCUCGGGGAACUCAGUUUCUGCCAUCAACCUUAUCAGAUUGGCUUCUAUUGUUUCCGGCAAGAAAUCUGAAUAUUACAGGCAUAAUGCAGGGCAUCUUCUGGCAGUUUUUGAGGCAAGAUUGAAAGACAUGGCUAUGGCAGUGCCUCUGAUGUGUUGUGCAGCUCAUAUGCUUACUGUUCCCUCCAGGAAACAAGUUGUCGUGGUUGGUCAUAAGUCCACUGUGGAGUUCGAAAACAUUCUUGCAGCUGCUCAUGCAUCAUAUGAUCCCAACAAAACUGUGAUUCAUAUUGAUCCUUCGAACACAGCUGAAAUUGAAUUUUGGGAAGAACAUAAUAGUAAUAUCGCCCACAUGGCAAAGACUAAUUAUGCAGGAGACAAGAUUGUUGCUCUUGUCUGUCAAAAUUUCACUUGCAGUCCUCCGGCAUACGAUGCCAAAUCUCUUGAAGCUCUGCUUUCGAAAUAAUAGGGAAAAGAAUGGCAUGUCAAUAUGCAAAUCAAAAGACAUUAUAUGGUGGCUUAGCAUGCAACAGAGAACUACAGAAGGUUUAGCUUAUCUUUGUAUUUAUAUACUUCGUUACUGGCAAAAGACUUGGGACUGCAAUAAGAAAUUUUUCUUAAGGUGGAGGUAAAAUUCUCAAUUAUUUGUUAUUUUAUAUUUAAAGCUGAGGGAACUCUUUGUCAUUCUUUGGAAUCCAAAGGACAUUGAUUCUAAA
Carica papaya (papaya) is the source of this 2344-nucleotide messenger RNA. NCBI's taxonomy places the organism in Eukaryota, Viridiplantae, Streptophyta, Magnoliopsida, Brassicales, Caricaceae. The record is from RefSeq and is a predicted model, not a curated record.